GUUUUCCAGUCGGCUGCUUUUAAUUGGUGCUCACGGGGAGCUCACCGGAUGUUGAUGGAUUCACAUGUGUUAAAGUGAAGGCACAUUCUUAUCGAUGUAGCGUGUAGAUUAUUUAACAAAACAUCGAAAUAUAAACCAGGAUGUCGGCGUCGUUGAUCAGGAGAGGACUGGAGCUGCUGAGCGAUGAUAUUAAAAAUGUGAGUAAAGUGAAGAAGAAGAAGCAGCAGCAGACACCCAGCUCGGCCACCGUGAUGGAGCUUGUGAGCACGAAGCGUCAGGGAGUCACCAAGCAGGUCAAAAGGCUGCAGGGUCGUCUGGGUCCCGGCAAGAGCAAAGCUACUGUCAAAGACAAGAGGAUCAAGUCUGCCGUGGAGGAGUUCAGGAAGAAGCAGGGGAAGAGCCAGAUGAGUACUAACCUGAAGUACUUCAUGGAAACCAGCUGCAAAGCAACAGAUUCUGACAGCAUGAAGAUCCAGAACCACAAUACAGGGAGACAGUCCAGGAACCGCCCCGACAGACCCGCCAAGAAGACCAAGGAGCCGCAGUCCCUGUUCACGGAGGAAGAGUUCCAGCAGUUCCAGAAGGAAUACUUUGGCAGGACUGUAGAGGAGAAGAAAUAAAGGUCACCCCGAAUAAAAAGACACUGCAGUCUCAGAAGGAAACACCGGGGCUGCUCUUUGUUGAUCUGAAGAGUGAAAGUGGAUUUCUGGACCAGACUGUGUUCAUUUGGCUCAACAGUGGAAGAUGAAACUUUGAGGAGAAAUGACAAGCUGAAUCUGUACCAGUGUUAUGACUGCAUACACAUAUCGUCACAUUCAAGGAACCAGAGUUUUUGUUUUGUGCCUGACUCAUAACAGGAUCACAUGCAGAUGUUGGAUUUUUAACAUCAUUCCAAAACGUGUACGACAGACUGACUCAUAACAGUUGUCAGUUAAAUGCAACCAGUAGUCAUUUUAUGAGUUAUGCAAAUGUAAGUUACGGACCCUCAUAUUGUAAUGAAACCUUUCAUAUGCGUCAUAUAUGUCGCCUCUUUUCAGUCACUUUGUUUUCACAAGUUGCAGAUUGAAAAUUUGUCAAGACAAGUUGUGAUUGAAUAUGUUGAACCUCUCCCGUCACAAUUCCAAACAGUCCACUCACUAGUAGAACGUUAUUGAAUUAAACUUUAUGUUUGAGCGGAAAUUAAAACAUAUUUUUGUUUUCAA
This is a messenger RNA of Thunnus maccoyii (southern bluefin tuna), 1202 nucleotides long. RefSeq names its product ribosomal protein S19 binding protein 1 (gene rps19bp1). The record is from RefSeq and is a predicted model, not a curated record. Bases 141 to 620 code for a protein of 159 amino acids. Gene Ontology annotation, molecular function: enzyme binding. The transcript is spliced from 4 exons. Lineage: Eukaryota; Metazoa; Chordata; Actinopteri; Scombriformes; Scombridae. Gene Ontology annotation, cellular component: nucleolus.